AUGAAUACUGCGUUGGUUAAUGCGAACCCGAUUGUUUACCCGAAGAAAGAACGUCGUGUUCGUACUGAACAUAGCAGUAGCACCGACGAAGAUAUCAAAGAUCCAGAGCAUCCUGAUCGUUCUCUGGAACAGCUCCAUGUGAUUACAGAAGAAUCAGUUGAAUUGGAUUACGAGAAGAGUUACGUCAGAAUUACAUUCACGCCAACUGUUCCACAUUGUCACGUGCCAAACGUAAUUGGUCUUUGCAUCUACGCAAAACUUCGACUAAGCCUUCCUGCUCGAUUUAAGGUUAAUGUAAGAGUAGCACCAGGGAGUCAUGCACAAGAAGCUGCAGUCAAUAAACUACUAGCGGACAAAGAGCGUGUCGCUGCAGCACUUGAGAAUCCCAACCUGGUGGCUAUGUUCAACUAA
Molecule: messenger RNA, 411 nt
Organism: Microthlaspi erraticum
Lineage: Eukaryota; Viridiplantae; Streptophyta; Magnoliopsida; Brassicales; Brassicaceae
Source: the annotation of a GenBank genome assembly